Molecule: messenger RNA, 651 nt
Organism: Prunus armeniaca (apricot)
Lineage: Eukaryota; Viridiplantae; Streptophyta; Magnoliopsida; Rosales; Rosaceae
Source: the annotation of a GenBank genome assembly
AUGGCAUUUACAGGAACUCUGGAUAAAUGCAAGGCUUGUGAUAAGACUGUUUAUGUGGUUGAUAUGUUGUCCCUUGAAGGACUACCUUAUCAUAAAUCCUGCUUCAAAUGCAGCCACUGCAAAGGAUUUCUCUCGAUGAGCACCUAUUCCUCCAUGGAUGGAGUCCUCUACUGCAAACCUCAUUUUGAGCAGCUUUUCAAAGAAUCUGGGAAUUUCAGCAAGAAUUUCCAACCAAAGUCUGCUGAGAAGCAAAAUGAACAACUGAAUAGGGCCCCCAGCAAACUCUCCUCCAUGUUCUCUGGAACCCUAGACAAGUGUGCAACUUGCUCAAAGACAGUCUAUCCACUGGAGAAGGUGACAUUGGAGGGAGAAAGUUACCACAAGUCAUGCUUCAGGUGUGCUCAUGGGGGCUGCCCUCUUACACAUUCAUCCUAUGCUGCUCUUGAUGGAGUUCUUUACUGCAAGCACCAUUUUUCUCAGCUCUUCCUGGAGAAAGGAAAUUACAGCCAUGUCCUCCAGGCUGCUGCAAACAGGAAAAAUGCACUAGCUACUGAGCCAGCUGCUGCAGAAGCCCCUCCUGAGCCACAACCAGAACCAACAGAACCAGAAUCUAAGGACCAGACCGACCAACCACCACCAGAGGAAUCUUAA